GUGAGUGACUGGAAGAGACGCACCGACACAUAUAGCCAGCGCAAAUUCUAUUAGAAACAUUUUCUCUGACCGGUCAUUGAGGUUUUGAAUAUCCCUCUUCAAUCAACUGCCAAGACUGGACCAGUUGAUUUAUUUUUUCUAAUCUGUAAACUAAAAUUGGGCAUGACCAUGGGGGCCAGGCUGUGGGUGUAGCCACUGAGACAGCUGGGGAGAGGGAGAGAGGAGGAAAAGCAAGCCAGCACCAGCCAAGCACCCUGCACUCCUGCUGGGGAAGAUGGGGGAGACAGAGGAGGAAAAGGACCAGGCAGGGAAGCUGUUUGAGAAUUUCAUCCAGGCCUCCACCUGUAAGGGCACCCUGCAGUCAUUCAACCUCCUGUGCAGGCUGCUGGAUCUAGACCCUCAGGACCAUGAGACGUUCUACUAUACUCUGAAGACCAGGCUCACCUCCUGGAGGGCCAAGGCCCUCUGGACCAAACUGGACAAGAGAACCUGCCACAAGGAGUACAAGAAGGGCCAGGCUUGUGUGGGCACCAAGUGCCUGAUCAUCGGGGGAGGCCCAUGUGGCUUGCGGACGGCCAUUGAGCUGGCUCUGCUGGGGGCCAAGGUGGUGGUGAUUGAGAAGAGGGACACCUUCUCCAGGAACAACGUGCUGCACUUGUGGCCCUACACCAUCCACGACCUCAAGGGCCUCGGGGCCAAGAAGUUCUACGGCAAAUUCUGUGCUGGAGCCAUAGACCACAUCAGUAUUCGUCAGCUCCAGCUCAUGCUGCUGAAGAUCGCCCUGCUCAUAGCUGUGGAGUUCCAUGUCAAUGUGGAGUUUGUCAAACUGCUGGAACCUCCAGAGAACCAGGAGAAUGACGGGCCUGGCUGGAGAGCUGAGAUCAGGCCUGCCGAUCACCCCGUGGCAAACAUUGACUUUGACGUGGUGGUGGGGGCUGAUGGGAGGAGAAAUACCCUGGAAGGGUUCAAGAGGAAGGAGUUCCGUGGUAAGCUGGCUAUCGCCAUCACGGCCAACUUUGUCAACAGGAACACCACGGCCGAGGCCAAGGUGGAGGAGAUCAGCGGUGUGGCCUUCAUCUUUAACCAGAAGUUCUUCCUGGACCUCAAAGAGGAAACAGGUAUUGACCUGGAGAACAUUGUGUACUACAAGGACAACACACACUACUUUGUCAUGACAGCAAAGAAGCAGAGCCUACUGGACAAGGGUGUCAUCAUUCAUGACUACAUAGACACAGAGAUGCUGCUGAGCAGUGAGAAUGUGAACCAGGAAGCUCUGCUGGGUUACGCCCGCGAAGCCGCUGACUUUGGCACCAACUACCAGCUUCCCACGCUGGACUUUGCCAUAAAUGCCUGUGGCCAGCCGGACGUGGCCAUGUUUGACUUCACCAGCAUGUAUGCCUCGGAGAACGCAGCGCUGGUCAGAGAACGCUUCGGACAUCAGCUACUGGUGGCACUGGUUGGGGACAGCUUGUUAGAGCCGUUCUGGCCAAUGGGUACAGGGUGUGCGAGAGGCUUCCUGGCUGCUUUUGACUCAGCCUGGAUGGUGAAAAGGUGGGCUGAGGGCAGGACCCCUCUGGAGGUGCUAGCUGAGAGGGAGAGUCUUUACAGAAUCCUGCCGCAGACAACCACUGAAAACAUUGGCAAAAACUUUGAGCAGUACACCAUUGACCCUGGGACUCGGUAUCCCAACCUCAUCUCCACCUGUGUCAGGCAAAACCAGGUGCGUCACCUGUACAUCAAUGGAGAGCUGCCAGUGAAGUCGUGCUCUCUGGAGCGUAAUGCUACAAUACGUCGCCCUGUGAACCUGGCCAGACGAGAGUCGGAGAUCAGGCCGGGGAGGCUGCUGACGUGGUGUCAGAAACAGACCGAGGGCUACAGGAACGUGAGCGUGACAGACCUGACCACCUCGUGGCAGAGUGGCCUGGCUCUCUGUGCCCUCAUCCACCGGUUCAGAUCCCACCUCAUAGAGUUUGAUUCGCUGAAUGAGGAGGAUUCGGCUAACAACCUCCAGCUGGCAUGUGACCUGGCUGAGCGGGAGUUUGGGAUCCGGCCCUUCACCACUGGGGAGGAGAUGGCUGCUGGUCAGGAACCAGACAAGACCAGAAUGGUCACCUACCUCUCCAAGUUCUACGAGCUGUUCCGCGGCACCCCCCUCCCCGUCUCAGAUUCUAGAGGGGCCGACGAAAACAGUGAAGACUAUCCUUCCAAGGCAGUCAGAAGUAUGAACAAAGUUCUGAACUUGGUACCAAGAAAGAGGGUACCAAAGGAUGAGAAGACGCUAGAAGAUACUGACCCAACAUACAAAAGGAGACGAAAAGUCUGCAGUUACUUGGAAGAGGCAACCAACUUCUCCAGUCAGAGUGCGUCCUGUGUGGGUGAGGGGAGGGAGGUGAAGGAGAACAAGGUCCGCUCCAUGGCCAGCCAGCUCCUGUCCAAGUUUGAGGAGAGCAACCCCAGUUUCACCCUCCGGAGACAGAAGAAAGCUCAGACCCAGAAUGCUAGAGAGUUUCACAAUAAAAGUAUCAAGGAGAAAGCGGUCCACCUGAGAGCACUGUUCUCUGGGGAUGUGAACUCUACGUCCCAGGGUUCCUUGCGGAGGGAGUUCCCCGGGUCUGGUGACCAGUGUCACUCCUGUCAGAAGCGCGUGUAUGUGGUGGAGAGGAUCAGUGCUGAGGGACUUUAUUUCCACAGGGAGUGCUUUCGCUGUGACACCUGUGGCUCCGUCCUGCGCCAGGGAGGCCAUGCCUUCGACUCUGAGCAGGGCAAGUUAUACUGCAAGCUGCACUUCACACAACGUAAAAAUGGAAUGAAUCAUCGGAGGACAUUCAAUUCCCAUCUGGGUCAGAAUGGAGCCGGGGUUCAGGAGGGGUCAGGGACACAGACUCCUGACUGUGACACAACAGAAGGCCUGCAGAGCCAGUCACCAGGUACCUUCAGCUCCCGCCUGAGGAAGAGCCUGAGCUGGCCCCUGAGUGUGACCCGGGCUGUGUGUGACUCCCCCCGCCUCCUGUCUCGCUGGGUGCAUGGUACGGCCCAUGCUGUGGGCCUCCACUUUAGAGCCAAUGUGCAGGACUAUUUCUUCCUGUAUGAGCUGCUGAGCCUGGGAGUGCCCCUGCUGUUCAUGCUCCAGGAGGUGCUGCUGCAGAUGUACUCUGAAACCGGGCCUGUCUCACAGUCCAUCCAGCCCCUACUGCUGUGGCUGGAGGAACACCUAGGUCACAGGCUCAUGUAGAGGCCCACCAGGGAGGGAAGCCUAAUCCUAACCCUAUCCCUAACCCUUGUGCAAUAGGGUCUGAAGCCUGGCCGAACAUUAACUGGCGUAUCUUGCAUUUGUUCCAUGUCAUAUGAUGGCAAGCUACUGUUUGACCAUGUGUACAAGCACCUUGUUAAUAUUUUCUCACAGAAUAUGUAGCUGUCAGUGCAUUAGAUCUAGUCCUACACCAACCAAAGAACAAAUAACAUUUCCCAAGUGGUAGCUUGGUUUGUGAUACGUGGGAUGUUUUCAUGAACAUUACAUUUUUCUUUAUGAUGAAGGGUAAUGUGCUGUACGUGGUUUCAUGGUGGUCUAAAUCAUUUACGGUAUGUGGUUGAUAUGACUGCUGAAAUCAUCCAAUCUAUAUUGCUAUAGAGUUGAGUCUUUCAACAACUGGCUGUCAAAAUCGAGCCAGUUUUUACAUGGCUUAGCUCAGGUUAUGACAGAUUUUUUGUGUGGAAAAAGUAAUCUAAAUGAAAAGACUGACUUGAAGCACUUUAACUUGGGGAGCUGCCUUAGCCUGUGGCUGAUGCCUGAUGAAUGGUGUGGGAGUUAAUGGCUGCUUAAGCUGCUUAAUGGCUGUCCAGGCCUUGGAUAAUGACUAGUGCUGACGCUGCACGUUUACUAAACCCUGCUGAACUCACAGGUCAGGGUCGGGGUCGGGGGCCAACGUGGAUCUGUGCUCGACAAGGUUUUCUCAUCUUUUUUUCAAUUUCAGUAUUAUUUUACACAAAUUAAAAUGUUUAUGUUUUUAUUAUAAGAUCUCGUAUGACACCAUGACCGUAGUGUACUUUCGCUACACAUUAUGAUAACUUUUAUUGCUUUAUUUUAUGGCCCAGUGCCUCCAGUAUUUUUGUGCAUUGUCCGUUGUUCUUAAAAAGGGGAAGAGCUUUCAUGGCCAUGGGCUUUGGUUUACUACACCCGUUCAUGGACUGUUUAAUGCUUACUCGUUGCUUCCACCUGUUGGUGAAACAGAUGUAUGGCCAAAUUCAAUUUACUGUAUGAUGAGGUGGAAUAAGAGACAAUCUUCUAAAGAGUUGUUGUAUGUUUGUAAUGGAGGAGGUUUUUCUUCAUUUUUGUUAUUUGUACAGGUCUAUUUCACUUCAAUAUGUUUUUCAUAAUGUUAAGAAUAUUGCUGAAAGGAAUUGUUCAGAAGGACUGAAUCUGACAUGAUAACACAGGCUAUGUUUGAAUGCUGUGGUGUGUAUGUGCUUGCCACUAAUCUCACUGUUAAUAAGCAUGUUAAGUAUGAUAGCAGGAUCAGUUGGUGCACUUUAAAAAUGAGAAGUGUUUUCAGCCCUAACCAGAAGUUACAUCAUUCAUGCAGUACACUGUACAGUGCUAAAUUGCAUGUUGUUGAAUAGCACAAUCUCAUGUUAUCUAACAAUUGCAAAGUUUCUAUGCAUUUUAACUGGAUUUGAUCCUUCCUCUGAUUUUUCUCUGUAUUCUAACCUACUAUAUUUCCUUCCUUUCAUUUCUAUUCUUGUUCACUUGAAGUCUAUUUUCAACUUUCUGAUGAUGAGCCUCCUGAUUGGUUAGGAGACAUGCCAUUCUGAAGGUGAUCACCUGCAUGGUCACAUGGUUUUGUGAAUAAUGUUUUGGAGUGGAUGCUUUGUUAGAUUAGUCCAAUUACUGUCAGCAUUUCCACACACAAGUAAAAAAUGCUUCUAACCCCUGUGUUUGAGCUACACACAGCAGUUUUUAGCAUUGGAUUUUUCUAUUUCGUCUGCAUCCGGCGAUAUUAGAUCCCAAUAACGGUUCUUCUCACAAAAAUGUCUAAUCUACAAACUAUUAUGACCGUACUAUGAAAGGCUGAGACUCUCACAAAAACGCACAUGUAAUCUGGUCUGCUCUAUGACACCCAUAAACCAAUCAAGAGUUGUUAGGAGGUAAGGGGUUCUUCUUCGUAGAUCAUAGGAAAUCUCAGGACAUAGUGUCUAUAAACUCACAUAGUUGCUGUCACAAACUCCAUACUCCACACAGUUAUCACUGACUAGUUGGAUAUUCAUUUCCCACUAAGCUAACCAUUUAUGAAUUUACAAUUGUAAUGAUUAUAUAUUCAUUUUUAAAUCAGCUUUUUGGGGGCUGGACCUUGUUUUUUUUAUUGACAUUUGUCAAUAAAACUCAUGAAUGCAACUGUUUAUGUCAAAUGUUAUGUUCUACUACCAUAAAAUGGUAAAACACUUCAAUGUGAGGCUAAAUAUGUGGGAAUCCCUGGAACCUAUGAAGUUAUUAAACUACUAAUGUCUGUGUCCUGCACCCCCAGCAGAACCAUAACCACAGCACACACUUGUUAGAGGUUGAAACACAUCAUAAUACCAUGAUGUUCAAAGUCACACCUUCUAAGAGACUGUCUUUUCAGUGUCUGCAUGCAUAACAAGGAAACUGUGGUGUUUGGGCUGCUUUGGUCUUCCCAAGUGCACGUUGAAAGAUUGACAGACAGAUUUCUGUCAUGUAAAUGCAUGCCACUUUUUCUCCCAUCUUUCUUUCUCUCUUCCAGAAGCUGUCACCCAGGAUAACUUUUUCUUGAGCCACACAAACAAAGGGAAUGAAUCUCCCAACAGGUUCAUAAGUCAUGUUGUCUUAACUGAAUACAUUGAAUAAUGUUUUAUGGGACUUCAAAUGCAGCCUGCUUUUCUCAUGGAGACUCUGUGUUGCUUUAUGUAUGACCUAAAGCAACAAAUGUAAAUAAAUUACCUGAGUGAUUUGUCAUCUUGA
Salvelinus namaycush (lake trout) is the source of this 5971-nucleotide messenger RNA. Its product is annotated as F-actin-monooxygenase MICAL2-like. Bases 275 to 3232 code for a protein of 985 amino acids. NCBI's taxonomy places the organism in Eukaryota, Metazoa, Chordata, Actinopteri, Salmoniformes, Salmonidae. The transcript is spliced from 20 exons. The record is from RefSeq and is a predicted model, not a curated record. Gene Ontology annotation, molecular function: protein binding; FAD binding.